AGCUUGCCUUUUCUCACUAGACAUGCCAAAUGGCUGUGUGGAUACUUUUUUCUUUUUAAGUUGGGGUUUUUUUUGGUUUUUACAAGGAGAAAUGUGGCCGGGCACUCACUGAUCCCACAGCGUACAAGUGAAAACCUGGUGAGCAAAAUGUAGAGCUCCACCAUCCCGUUUAUAUGAGAGAUGAUUUUCUUUCCCUGCUUGCUUGUUUGUUGUUCCAGUGUAAAAUAGGUUUUGUGAUGGUGGUUUCAAAAUUGAACUGUAACGCCUUUAUUUUAAGACAGGAAUUCCAGAUAUUUUUGGGGACUGGGCGAAUCAGUCCUUUUAUAGGAUGUGUCCCAUUAAAUCUCAGAUCCUUAGAAGAUGUGAUUUUAUUCUUUGGUGCAGAAAUAAACUCAGUAAUAUGGGUAGUUUAAAACCUGACCUAUACUCAGAGCUCGAAACCUCUUGAACAGUCUUCAUCACUGACCUGAGACAAUGACCGUCUGUAGCAGCUCAGCAUCAGCUGGAGCAGGGAGGACGUCUGGGCUGAUGUGGAGCUCACAACAGAUGCAGAGCCUUCUGCAGGGCAGGGACAACAGGAAUUGGCUUUUUGAGUGCAUAUGCCUCCAUUUAGCCCCAUAAAGAAAAUAACUCUGAAAUUAACAUUCAGAACAGUUACUAAUUAAAGUUCUAUUACAAAGCUAAUCACGUUAUGCUGAUGCGCCAUAUGGACCAUUUAAAAAUUGGAAAUGCUUGAAAUAAAUUGUUCCUGACGUGUUGUUUAAUAAAACGCAUAUUUAGAGUUUCCUCAUGUAAUACGUUCACGCUUUGGAUAGUCUAGACUGGCUGGGGUACUUGGCAGCACCCUGCCAGUAGCCUGUACUUUGGGAGUAACCACGCAGUUGUUUUUCCUACCUUCUAGUGCGAGGUUGCUUUCACUGUAUGAAACUAUAGCGACACGUGAACCUGUUACCAUGGGUUACUGCUUGCGUAUUUCCAAACCCAUUUACUCUGCAAUCAAUAUAAGGUCUGAAUCAUUUUUUUUAAAAAUUACUUUACAUUUAAAUUCUGGGGUUUUUUUUAAGUCCUGUAUUAAACUUGGUGCCUUCACCUCCUAGUGAAUCCUUAAGAAGAGCAUAUACAUUCUUACAAUGUGCUUUAUUUAUAUCGUGUAUAACUCAGUGUAGAACCAAAAGAGGAAGGAAAUUUGUGAAGACUGUACCACAGAAGAGAAGGGGGAGGGAGAAUGAAAGGAAGAAAAGCUAUUAUGUUCUGCCUGUGACAUUUUUGACCAAGGCACUGGAAUCCAUGUACCUCCUAAGCCUGUCCAUCUCAAACCUGGGCAGGAAAGAAUUCCUCCUGCACCUUCUCGGCCUUUGCCAGCUGAUCCCAAGUCGUCGAGGAGCUUAGCACCUGGAGAGGAAGAAAUACCAGUAUCAGCAGGAGUCAACACACUCAUUGAGAAAUUUGAAAGUAUUAGGCAACCUGUGCAUAUUCUUCAAAGAAACCAGCUAAAUUUAGCUCUUAAGAUGGAACCUGGCCUAGACUCAUCCAAACAGCCGAGCUCGUGUGACUGUGAUACGGUGGCUUCCAGCAGCUCUUCCACAAACGAAAAAAGUGAACCGGAUGAAAAUGAGCCAGACGUACUGUGCAGCGUGGAUCUGUCUAACACAGACAUAAUGAAAAUUAAAGAGCUAAGCAUAGGCGAUAACAAAAGCCAUGAAGACUGCACUGCUGUGACUGUGAGCAAAGAGCCCUCUGGAGAGCUUGGCAAUAAAGACUCAACUGCAGAACUGAACGGUAAUGGUAAAAUUCCCAACAGAGACAGUGGCAUUGACAGUCCUUCUUGUAGCGUGGCAGGGGAGACUUUCCCCAGCGAAGAAGGUGCCGAGCAGAAGAAGCCCAGUGUAGCUGGGAACCCAGGGGAGAUGGAACCUGACAAAAAAGGCACCAAACCUGCCUCUGCCGAACAGAAGAGAGACUCUACGCAGGAUGAAGACAGUGACAUUGACGAGGGAAGCAGCGAGGAGCAAGAGGCGGCAGAAGCACCAAAGUUAGAGUAUUUGGAUGUAAACAAGUGUACAGAGCCCCAAAAGCUAUUCAACAUUGCAAAUGAACUGCUCCAUACCGAAGAAGCAUAUGUUAAAAGACUCCAUCUGUUGGACCAGGUUUUUUGCACUAAGUUGUCAGAAGCGGGUAUUUCAUCUGAAGUGAUAACGGGCAUCUUUUCAAAUAUUUCUUCCAUCUAUUGUUUCCAUGGACAAUUUCUUCUUCCUGAGCUCAAAGCAAGAAUUACACAAGAAUGGAACAUCAACCCACGACUAGGAGAUAUCCUACAGAAACUUGCUCCUUUUCUGAAGAUGUAUGGAGAAUAUGUAAAGAACUUUGACAGGGCAAUGGACAUGGUGAACACAUGUAUGCAGAGGUCCUCUCCGUUCAAAGAUGUUGUUCAGAACAUACAGAAACAGGAGGUGUGUGGGAACCUGACAUUACAGCAUCACAUGCUUGAACCAGUGCAAAGGAUUCCUCGUUACGAGCUUCUCCUAAAGGACUAUUUAAAGAAACUUCCAGAAGAGUCUCCAGACAGGAAAGAUGCUGAAAAGUCACUGGAGCUCAUAUCUACAGCAGCGAACCAUUCGAAUGCAGCGAUCCGAAAGAUGGAAAAGAUGCACAAGCUUUUGGAAGUCUAUGAACGACUCGGUGGUGAAGAGGAUAUUGUUAACCCAGCCAAUGAGCUCAUUAAAGAAGGACACAUUCAGAAACUUUCAGCAAAGAAUGGCACUGCGCAGGAUAGAUAUUUGUUCCUGUUUAACAGCAUGGUGCUAUACUGUGUGCCAAAACUGAGACUGAUAGGCCAGAAGUUCAGUGUUCGAGAGAAGAUGGACAUUGCAGGACUACAGGUCCAAGAAAUUGCCAAGCAGAACGUGGCUCAUACAUUUUCAAUAACAGGAAAAAAGAGAUCACUGGAACUACAAGCUAGAACAGAAGAGGAGAAGAGGGAAUGGAUUCAGGUCAUUCAAGCAACAAUUGAAAAGCACAAACAGAACAGCGAGACAUUUAGAGCUUUCAAUAGCUCUUUUUCUCAAGAGGAGGAGCAUCUUCCCGAUUCCUCAACAGCAAGCACCAGCUCGGUGGAAUCGAUGCCAGGAGCAGAUGGUGGUGGUGUGUUUGGAGGGAGUGAUUCCUGUAGGAAAUCUUCCAAAUCCAAGCGAGACAAGGAGAAACAGACCUGCAAGAGCUGCAGCGAAAGCUUCAACUCCAUCACUAAAAGGCGACACCACUGUAAGCAGUGUGGGGCCGUGAUCUGUGCAAAAUGCUCUGAGUUUAAAACACUUGCAGAUAACAGCCGUCACAAUCGAGUGUGUAAAGAGUGUUUUCUGCAGUUACCAGCAAGCCCAUGCAGCCCUGGAGUGGAAGCAGUCGGAGAACAAAAGAAAAGACUAGCUGCAGAGAAGCAAAGCAUCUUAGCAGCCGAAAAUAGCCUCUUCAGCAGCUACCUCCAGUUCCUUGAAAAAGGGAAGACUUGGUACAGAAUGUGGGUGACCAUCCCCAAGACUGAACCUCUUGUUCUGUAUCUGCAAGGAAGUAGCCAGGAUGGACGGAGCCUACGUCCUAUUCCUUUGCUGGGAUACGAAGUCAGUUUACCAAGUUCUGGUGAGAAGUUUGAAGUGAAGCAUGUUUUUAAGCUUUGCCAGUCCCAGCAAACUCUGUAUUUCAGUGCGGAAGAUGAAGAACUGCAGAUGAAAUGGAUGGAAAUUCUCACCAAAGCAGCCAAAGGGGAAACUGAAGAUGUAACUGAAGGGCUUGGCAACCCAUAGAGCAAGUUCUGUUUAGUUUCUUUGCUACACGCUAUAAACCAUCACUUGAAUUUGGUAUUCAUGGCACUUUGGAAUCUGUAUGGCUUUAUAUUUUCAUGUGUCUGCAUAGGAAAUUCAGUGGUUUCUCUCCUUUUAUUGUACAUUUCUCACAUACGGUAGUUACCUGGCAUGUGUUAUGUUAAAGGAAAAGGUAGUUGUAGUUGUUGGUGGUGUCGAUGCUGGUUUUAAAACAAAAGACAAGGAGAAAAGCAUUAAUUUUAACAAAGCUAAUGGAAAACCAUCAGUCUCUUGUUUUCCUAAAUGUAUAUUUUCCAGUCCUUUUGAUUGCUGUUCAGUGCAGGAUGUGUAUAGUCUGUGAUUAGUUCUAUAAAUGCUGCCUUUAAGUUAAAUGUUGUAAAGGCUUGUGCUGGCCACUGACAUUCCGUUCUCUGUCCUUUCUCUCCUGGUAAAAGGUCUUUGUGAAAUGUGAGCAAUGUACUGAAUAUUUUCUCUUUGCUAAAACUAUGUCUCUGCUAUUUUGAGAUGACCUGUUCACAAGACAAAUACUGUAGAAGGGACUUCUAAAAAUGACUGCAAACUGUGCAGAAAAUAACAUUAAGAAGCCUCAUUGAUUUUAAGCAUUUAUAAUAUUGUUUUGUUUUCUUUUGAAACCAAUACCUUCCUUCCUUCUAUUUGAACCCAUUUUGAUGUAAGUGAACAAACAUUUUAUACUGCAAACUGGGUUGUGAUCAAUAAACAAGAACAUUUUUAGUACA
Messenger RNA from Falco peregrinus (peregrine falcon), 4552 nucleotides. It is a transcript of the gene FGD3, whose product is annotated as FYVE, RhoGEF and PH domain containing 3. Lineage: Eukaryota; Metazoa; Chordata; Aves; Falconiformes; Falconidae. Gene Ontology annotation, cellular component: cytoplasm. Gene Ontology annotation, molecular function: guanyl-nucleotide exchange factor activity; metal ion binding. The transcript is spliced from 18 exons. The record is from RefSeq and is a predicted model, not a curated record. The coding region runs from base 1509 to 3797 and encodes 762 amino acids. Gene Ontology annotation, biological process: filopodium assembly; cytoskeleton organization.